Molecule: messenger RNA, 721 nt
Organism: Nematostella vectensis (starlet sea anemone)
Lineage: Eukaryota; Metazoa; Cnidaria; Anthozoa; Actiniaria; Edwardsiidae
Product: ataxin-8-like
Exons: 2
Coding region: 1-411 (136 amino acids)
Source: RefSeq, a predicted model, not a curated record
AUGUCCGGUCACCUGGGUUAUUAUUCACCGCUAAAGCAGCAACGGCAAGAGCAUCACCUUCAUAAGUUAAAGCAACAACAGCAAGAGCAUCACCGUCAUCAGCUAAAGAAACAACAAGAGCAUCACCGUCAUCAGCUAAAGAAACAACAAGAGCAUCACCGUUGUAAGCUAAAGCAACAACAAGAGCAUCACCGUCAUCAGCUGAAGCAGCAAGAACAUCACCGUCAUCAGCUGAAGCAACAACAGCAAGAGCAUCGCCGUCAUCAGCUGAAGCAACAACAGCAAGAGCAUCACCGUCAUCAGCUGAAGCAACAACAGCAAGAGCAUCACCGUCAUCAGCUGGAACAACAACAGCAAGAGCAUCACCGUCAUCAGCUGAAGCAACAACAGCAAGAGCAUCACCGUCAUUAGCUAAAGAAACAACAAGAGAAUCACCGUUGUAAGCUAAAGCAACAACAAGAGCAUCACCGUCAUCGGCUGAAGCAACAACAGCAAGAGCAUCACCGUCAUCAGCUGAAGCAGCAACAGCAAAAGCAUCACCGUCAUCAGAUGAAGGAACAACAAGAGUAACAUCGUCAUCGGCUAAAGCAACAACAGGAAGAGAGCAACAUCGUCAUCAGCUAAAGAAACAACAAGAGCAACAUCGUCAUCAGCUGAAGCAACAACAGCAAGAGCAUCACCGUCAUCAGCUGAAACAACAACAGCAAGAGCAUCACCGUCA